This is a messenger RNA of Zonotrichia leucophrys gambelii, 2706 nucleotides long. It is a transcript of the gene CTPS2, whose product is annotated as CTP synthase 2. The coding region runs from base 289 to 2067 and encodes 592 amino acids. Gene Ontology annotation, molecular function: CTP synthase activity; identical protein binding. The record is from RefSeq and is a predicted model, not a curated record. Gene Ontology annotation, biological process: CTP biosynthetic process; pyrimidine nucleobase biosynthetic process. Gene Ontology annotation, cellular component: cytoophidium; cytoplasm. The transcript has 19 exons. Lineage: Eukaryota; Metazoa; Chordata; Aves; Passeriformes; Passerellidae.
GCGCGGGGCUCUCGGCUCCUGAGGCACCCGAGGCGCCGGGGAGGCCCCAGCGGGGCGGUCCCGGCCGGGCUGUGCCCAGCGGGGCUGUCGCUGUCCCCGGCCCCUCGCGUGUUGCCGGGCUGCGCUCGGAGGCGCGGUGCCUGCAGGAGCUGUGCCCCCGCCCCGGGCAGGUGGCGCCCCCGCCCGCCGGGCUGGGCUCUCCCGAGGCGGGCUCUCCUGCUCUGCGCUGCCGGGCUCCGCUCGGAGCGGCCGCCUGUAACACCUACAUUUCCAGCUCAAGGUGUGUGCAUGUGUGCUGAUUUUCCAAUGAAGUACAUCCUGGUAACUGGUGGUGUCAUCUCGGGCAUUGGCAAAGGGAUCAUUGCGAGCAGCAUUGGCACCAUCCUGAAAUCAUGUGGUCUUCGUGUCACUGCAAUCAAAAUUGAUCCUUACAUAAACAUAGAUGCUGGAACCUUUUCCCCAUAUGAACAUGGUGAAGUUUUUGUGUUGAAUGAUGGUGGAGAAGUUGACUUAGAUUUGGGAAAUUAUGAGAGAUUUUUGGACAUCAGUCUCUAUAAAGAUAACAAUAUCACCACUGGAAAGAUAUAUCAGCAUGUCAUUAAUAAAGAAAGACAUGGUGAUUAUCUGGGAAAAACCGUUCAAGUUGUUCCACACAUUACUGAUGCAGUUCAGGAGUGGGUAAUGAAUCAGGCAAAAGUUCCUGUGGAUGAUGACAAAAAAGAGCCACAAAUCUGUGUAAUUGAGCUGGGGGGAACCAUUGGAGAUAUUGAAGGAAUGCCAUUUGUUGAAGCAUUUAGACAGUUUCAGUUCAAAGCAAAAAGAGAGAACUUCUGUAAUAUCCAUGUUAGCCUAGUACCACAGCCUAAUGCUACUGGUGAACAGAAGACAAAACCAACACAGAACAGUGUUCGAGCACUGAGGGGUCUAGGCUUGUCUCCAGAUUUGAUAGUCUGCAGAAGUGCAAAACCUAUAGAGAUGGCCGUGAAAGAGAAGAUUUCCAUGUUUUGUCAUGUGGAGCCUGAGCAGGUGAUAUUUAUUCAUGAUGUUUCUUCUACUUACCGAGUGCCAAUCCUAUUGGAGGAGCAAGGCAUCAUUAAGUAUUUUAAACAGAGGCUAAAUUUACCUAUUGAUGACCAGCCAAGUGAUCUUCUAAUGAAGUGGAAGAAAAUGGCUUGCAGAUACGAAAGGUUGCUGAAGGUGUGUUCCAUAGCUCUCGUGGGCAAGUACACAAAGCUAAGUGACUGCUAUGCAUCUGUUUUCAAAGCUCUGGAACACUCUGCACUGGCAAUUAAUUACAAACUGGAUUUAAUGUACAUAGAUUCAACAGAACUUGAACGUUCUAUGGAAGCAGAGAACUCAGUGAAAUAUCACCAGGCAUGGCACAAACUGUGCAAAGCAGAUGGCAUUCUGGUCCCAGGAGGUUUUGGAAUUAGGGGAACAGAAGGCAAACUCCAAGCUAUCUCCUGGGCAAGAACAAAGAAAAAACCUUUUCUUGGAGUUUGCCUGGGAAUGCAGUUAGCAGUUGUGGAAUUUGCAAGAAACUGUUUGAAUUGGGAAGAUGCAAAUUCUACAGAAUUUGACCCAGACACAAAAAACCCAGUUGUUAUUGACAUGCCAGAACACAAUCCUGGAGAUAUGGGAGGAACAAUGAGACUGGGAAAGAGGAGGACUGUUUUUAAAACUGAAAAUUCUGUUUUAAGGAAGCUUUAUGGUGAUGAAAUGUUUGUAGAGGAGCGACACAGGCAUCGCUAUGAGGUGAACCCAGAAUUGACUCACUGCUUUGAAGAGAAAGGCUUGAAAUUUGUUGGCCAUGAUACAGAAGGGAACAGGAUGGAAAUUAUUGAACUGGAGAAUCACCCAUAUUUUGUGGGAGUUCAGUUCCACCCAGAAUUUUCCUCAAGACCUAUGAAACCUUCACCUCCAUACCUUGGACUGUUGCUGGCAGCAACUGGGACACUGAAUGCAUACCUGCAGCGUGGAUGUAAAUUGUCUCCCAGUGACAGCUACAGUGACCUAAGUGAUGACAGCUCUCCAGAAAAAGAGUUUCCUUAUUCUGACACAAGCUGAAAUGACUGUAUGUGAGCACGGAAAUGGAUGAUGCUAUUGAGAAAACUUGGGAACAGGACAAUAUUGAAUAGAAGAAAGUAGAAGAGUAAGCUGCUUGCAGUUCUCAUACUGUUUCUUCCUCUGCUAUGUUCAAUAAUUCUCAUUACAGAUGACAGUUUUACUGUUCUGUAGCAAAAACUGUUCUGUGUAAAUGCUGCUUCAAAAGUUACCAAACAGUUGUGCACCUUAGCUGUUAAUCAUUGUUAUCUUGUCCUAUAUUUCAGAGUAAUCUCAGGUGAAUAUGUAUCAAUUCACUAGUUCACAGCUUUCUUGAUUUGAAGAAAGAUUUGACUGGUUUCAGUUUGCCUUGGAACAGGAAGAAUAAAUGCAUUAGCUCUUGGGAAUGAGGAGGGGCAUGCACUAAAGCAUUUAAGAGAAAAUUGUCUUUCUCUUGAGCAGUAGAAAACCAUUUCAGGUUUGUUUCCAAUUAAGUUUAUAUAUAUUUUUUUUAUUACUUUUUUUGCUGUUCAAUAUGUACAAAUGAAAAAUGGUUGCUGUACCUCAGCUCUAUGUGAUUAUAGUAAUUAAUAUUGGAUACAAGUUUUUUCACUUUGCUUUUGUAAGCAAUUUGAUUUCACAUAAAUCCAUUUGCUCUAUUUC